AAAGAGCCUUUGCGGCGCAGUGGGAGGAAUAUCCCCUUGCCAGAACUUGUGGCGGCUUCAGUGGCUACCUGUGCUGGAGGAAGUGAACCGAACAGAAUCAGCAAGAGGAGCGGAGGUUCAGGAACCAAACAAGGACUUCCAUUUUAUCACCGACAAGGAACGAAAAAAGCCAAGGAGAGCUCCGGAUUCAUUUGAGCGAAAGUAAACCCAGCGAAGGGCUUCAGAUCAUCCCGAGAUCACAUUCCAGCAGAGGAAAAUGAGUCUUUCACCCCGCACUAAGCUUGCAUGACGGACUGAGGGCUCUUUGGACUUCAGUGCACUCAUUCUCUGUCAGCAACGUUGACUAAAAAAUCCAAAUCCUGAGGGGGGCGGGGGAAGAACGCUUUUCCUUAAAAGGAAUAACAGAAAAGCUUUAAGAUGGAGGAGGGAUACGAGCUCGACCUCACCUAUAUCACAGAACGGAUCAUCGCCGUCUCCUUCCCUCGGGGAUGCUCUGAGGAGAUCUACUUGCUUAAUCUAAAGGAUGUCACACGAAUGCUCAAAUCCAAGCAUGCAGAUAAUUACCUGAUUAUCAACCUGUCAGAGAGAAGACAUGACCUCACCAGAAUGAACCCAAAGACUUUGGACACCGGUUGGCCAGACCUACAUGCUCCUCCGCUGGAUAAGAUCUGCACCAUCUGUAAGGCCAUGGAGAGUUGGCUCAAUGCCGACCCUUUACAUGUGGUCGUCAUACACUGCAGGGGUGGCAAGGGUCGAAUUGGUGUUGUCAUUUCCUCCUUUGUGCAUUUCACUGACGUGUCUGCCAGUGCUGAUCAAGCACUGGACCGCUUUGCCAUGAGGAAAUACUACGAUGACAAGGUCUCAGCUCUGAUGACACCUUCACAGAAGCGGUAUGUUUGGAUCCUCAACAGUUUACUAAGUGGGUCCAUGAAGAUCAACGCCUCACCUUUGUUCCUGCACUGUGUCGUCCUCCAUGGGAUCCCAAACUUUGAGGCUGCCAGCAGAGUGUGUUGCCCAUACAUCAAAGUCUACCAAGGAAUGCAAGCAGUGUACUCCUCUGGAGUCUAUCACAUUGGUUCAAAUCACAGGGAUCGUGUGUGUAUCAAUCUGGAGCCUGCCCAGCUCCUGAAAGGAGACAUCAUGAUCAAAUGCUAUCACAAAAGUGAUGUAACGUCAGAACGCGAGGUGAUUUUCCGGCUGCAGUUCCACACGGGAGCAGUACAGGGUUACAACCUGAUAUUUGAAAAGGAGGACAUGGAGAAUGCCAACAAAGAUCCCAGAUUUCCAGAUUACGGCAAGGUUGAACUUAUCUUUUCUGAAGGACCAGAAAGAAUUCCAGGUGCUGACAGGUGGCAAAAUGGACCCGAUGUUAAUGUGGAUUACAACACUGCAGAUCCUCUGACUCGCUGGGACUCGUACAAGAACAUCUGUGAUGGUGAAGCGCCACGCUCUCAGGGCCUAAACCAGGACAAAGCAGCUAGCAAGAGGAGCGUUGUCUGUGGAGAAGCCACGCUGGGAAGAGGGACCCGCACAACCUCCACCACCUCCAGCCCUGACCAUAGUGACCACGCCCUGUCUGUGAGCAGCGACUCAGGCCUGUCCAGCACAUCUCUGUGGGCAGAAAGACAGACACCUGUCACCACCAGCAGCAGCAGCAGCACCACCACUGUGAGGGCUAACCAAGGACCCAGUCCACAGGAGAAGGUCCAGCUGAAGCAGCUCCUUAGUGGUUUUGGUCUCGAGGAUCCUUCCCUGGAUGAGAUGGAUGACCCAGGCCCUAAGUUGGGCUUGAAACAGACACUUCCAGUACAGUUGCACUUUAAUGGAGACACCCGACCCCGAGAGAGAGAGACGGACAUCCUUGAUGAUGAAGUCAACACAGGUCAUGAUCUGCACAGUUUGGACAGCCUAGGAACUCUGUCGUCCUCGUGCCACAAGAGCAGCCAAAAUUCCCUUCUUUCGGAUGGGUUCGGGUGUCCUGGAUCAGAGGACCAUCACAACCAGCACCACUUACAUCACACUGCACCUCAACAAAUGGAUGAUUUUGAGAGAAGAACCUUUCUGAGCUCCAGAAGCAACUCUGUGACUUCCUCUAACCCCAGCAGUGCUCCUACACCAAAGCAGCAGGUUUACAGACAGGAGAGCUACUCCACACAGUCCUGGGUUCGGCAGCAACAGAUGGUUGCUAUGCAGCAGUUUAACUACAUGCCUGAGGAUGGAAAUGACACCGAUAGGUAUUCUGGGAUCAAAUCUGGGAGCGGUUCACCCAAAGAAUGUCUGGCCAACCAACCACAGAACCACAUCAGGGACACAAAAAUGGAAAGUGUCAAGAACACAGUACCUCACAAGGAACAGCCAACCACCAAUAAUAACAACAACAAUAACAAGCAUGAUGACGAGAUAAAGUCCCUAACAAUGGAUAUUGAUAACUCCAUUGAUCAUCUAAAUCAGCUGAUCAUGGACCUGGAUCCCAUGUUUGUGCCUAGAUCGGGCUUCAGCAAGUCCACCAAGAGGGAUGGCGGGACGCAGUUCAACGGCUCAGCCAGCAAAAGUUCAAACAGCAUGGAUGUCAGAUUCAACGAUUGUAACACAGCAACUCUAAAAAACCCAACACAGACAGUUGCCCCGUCCAAUGAUGUGCGAAGAACUGUCACACGAAGUUUGAGUUGCCAAGGGCAGGAUGUAAUGGAUCAUCACUCAGACUUUUGUAACUCAGGGUGGGGUGACCCAGAAGAGUACAAGGGCCAGCAGACAUACCCGCCGUGUGUCUCUCAGUUUCAACAUCCCACGUUAUACAGAAGUGCCAGUACCAGUUAUAGAACCCGGGGCCUAGACAACACUGGGGGAAUUGAGACAGGACUUGGCAUGGCUCCACCCACUCCUGCAUUCCCCAUCUCACCACCAACACCUUACGUGAAAACUAUGUCGGAGUUCACUGAACUCAGGCAAAUUCCGUCUCCCAACAUGCAGUCUUUUGGAAGCUUUGGAACAAAUCAAGAACCUCAUGGACAUUCUGUGAUCAAUCAUGUGAGCUUUGAGACUUUGCCAGAUUCCUCUAUCAGCUGCCACAGGAAUCUAAAUUCAAUGUACUCUACCUCCAUCACCGGAAAUCAUCAGCAGACAGACAGCUCAUCUGUAAGUCAGUCCUGGCCAGAGCAUCAUGUCCUGACCCAUCAAUCCUCCCUGAGUAACUACCCAUCUGUCCGACAGCCGCCACCGGCCUCGGUGUCUCUCGAAUAUGGCCAUCACUCUCCCUUACAUCCUCCAUUACACCAACCUCAUGCGCAUCCUGUCCCCAACGCACACAGCUCUCCACGAAGCAGCCAGCGAAGCCGUUUGACUGGCUACACAAUCAGCCGUAGUCCCCAGCGCUUUGACGAGCAAGACAGCUCAGUUCACUAUGGCGAAGACUGUCUGGACAUGGGUAUCGACAGGGAUCUUCUAACUUCAAUGGACGGUCAACAUCAGUUACAGUUUCCCCAGACACAGCCUCCUCUGCUUCCUGAAAAAAAGAGGGUAUCAGAUGGAGAGCAUUCACUGGGGACUGUAUCUCCAGCCCUCAGUGGGUUCUCGAGUCCCCAUAGUGGGAGCUCCCUGAGUAUUCCUUUUCCUAAUGUGCUGCCCGACUUGUCAGCUCAGACACCACUUGCUGCCUCACCUCUCCCAGAUGUACUGGUCAGCAAGCAGGUGACUGUAAAGUUUGUUCAGGAAACUUCAAAAUUCUGGUAUAAACCAGAUAUUUCAAGAGAUCAAGCUAUUUCAGUUUUGAAGGAGAAGGAGCCUGGCUGCUUCAUAGUGAGGGACAGCCACUCCUUCAAAGGGGCUUAUGGUCUGGCUAUGAAGGUGUCUACACCUCCUCCCUCAGUCAUCCAGCAGAGCAGAAAAGGAGGUGAUCUAUCCAACGAACUGGUGCGCCACUUCCUGAUUGAGGUCACACAGAAAGGCGUGCGUCUGAAGGGGUGCCCCAAUGAGCCCUACUUUGGAAGCUUACCUGCCUUGGUUUACCAACAUUCAAUCUCCCCACUGGCUCUUCCCUGUAAACUUAUUAUACCGGACAAAGAUCCUCUUGAAGAUGUUGUGGAGAGCAUUUCACCUUCAGUCACUAACUCAGCUACUGAGCUGCUGAAACAGGGAGCAGCCUGUAAUGUGUGGUACCUGAGCUCUGUGGAGAUGGAGUCUCUAACAGGAGUCCAGGCAGUGCAGAAAGCCACGACCAUGACCCUGGACGCUAACCCUCCACCAAUCCCUACUGUGGUCCAUUUCAAAGUUUCCUCCCAGGGAAUUACUCUCACGGAUAACCAGAGGAAACUCUUUUUCAGGAGACAUUACAAUGUCAACACCGUGAUAUUUUGUGCUUUGGACCCUCAAGAUAGAAAGUGGAAGAAAGAUGGCUGUCCAUCAGCAAAAAUCUUUGGCUUUGUGGCAAGAAAAACUGGCACUUCCAUGGACAAUGUGUGCCACCUAUUUGCAGAACAUGACCCCGAACAGCCAGCGAGUGCCAUUGUGAACUUUGUCUCUAAAGUGAUGAUUGGCUCACAAAGGAGUAAGUAGGGCAGAGCUGAUCACCUGGAAAAAUGUUUACUGAGGCCAGACGCAGCAACCAAAAGACUGAGGAUACGGAGUACCUAAAGUCAGGAACUGCUAAUGAAAAAGUCUCUGACUGUGGAUGUUAAAUGGAUAUUUACUGAGUGUUGCUGAAAUAACUCACUGAUAAUACUAUUAGUAGACAAACAGUGAUAUGUUUCAAAGAAGAAAACAGUUGCCUGUUUAUUUCUAAUUGAAAUUUACCGUAAGUCAGCUCAAGACCCUUAAAGUAUUGUUAUUUCUAUACAUUUACAAUUCUAGUGCCCUGUACUGUUAUAAAUUAUUAUUAAAUAAUCAACAUCUUACACAUUUCUGAACACAGGUGAUUUGAAUGUCUAAAAAGCUUGAAAAUAAAUUAAGCUUUUAUUGCAUCAGACUGAUAAUUUUCUAAAGAUUUCUUCUUUUUUUUUUCUUCCAAGUACAUUUAUUUAACAGAGAAAAAGAAAUUCCAUGUUAAGAAACAAGAGGGUUUUUUGUUAUUUUUUCAGCUUCCUUGAAAAUUUAACUUAAGGACUCAUUUACUCUUUACUGUUGAUCAGAGUGUUAAGAAUCUCUAGUUAGCUAUUUAGAAUGUUCUGUUCUCUUGUGGGACAAAUAUUGCUUGACGUAGAGGGAAAUUUUUCUCAGCAACUUUGCAUAAUGAGAGCACAUGCCUGUUGAGGGGCAGAUGUGUGACAACAUAAAGAUUUGGUGGGAGCAAUGUGCUUUUUAAUUUAAUAUUUUUUAAAUUACAAAUUAAUUCCAAACUGACUUAAUCCAAGCAAUUAACAAACAUUACUUUGUAGGUGACGUACAAGCAUAUUCUUUUUUUACUAUAUCUGAGUAUCUCAGUUUGAACUAUGAAUAUCUGAAAAACAGAGUAACAAAUGGGGAAAAUAUGUAUGUUUGGAGAUAGCUGCGUUUAUUUUGUAUUGUUAUAUUUUACCUAUGCAAUGUGUAUUUCUUUUUUCUGAGUACGGUAUGCAUGGGUUGUAUUGGAGUGUCUUCUUUUAAAGUGUUAAGGUCUUUUUUUUUUGUCAUAAGAUAUAUUAGAACAUGACCACUUGGAAUUUUUUUGUUUUUGUUUUGAGGGAUUUUAUGUGAGUGUUUUUGUAUUAAAUUUAUAGGCAAUGUACAAUGCUGUUUCAUCUAAACCCUAAAAAAUAAUAUAUAUAUAAUUGUAUAUAUACAUGCAAAAACUGGUUAAAAGACAAUAUUGCUAUUUUAUAGAAGAUGAUGCCUAUCAUAAUCAGCUACCUAGAUUUCCAGCUUUAGUUUUUUGUUUUUUUGCUGGAAUACUAUGGCCAAAAACAGUCUUGUAGUUUAGUUGAGGUCUUUCUGACUUAAAAAAGGAAACAAGCUGCUGAAUUUGGGGGCAAGAAGAGCAGUAGAGGAGGCUUUAACCUUUUAAAACUAAUUUGUAUGAAAUAUAUAGUUCAGUGUUGGAAGUGUACUUAGUCACCAUUAGUCAUCUGUCAAUGACAUAUACAAUACACCUGUGCUUGGGGCAAAAAUUACUUUUAACUGUCCAAGAUUAUUGUAUUUGAGAUAGUGACUGUUUUCAUAUACCUUUUUUGCUUUGGAUAAUCAUUUAAAUCCAGAGAGGAACCCAGAGUCACAACAAAAUUGUUGCUACUGUUGGAUGGAUUUCCCCUGAAACCUGAUACUUUCCUGCACUGCAGAAGAAGCUGUUUUUCUCACUGUCUAACAUUAGAUCAAGCUAAUGUUUUCUUUUGAUAGGUCAGUAAGAAUAAUUCUUUUAUUUCUAUUUGUUUAAUGCCAGAAUAUUAUCUUUUUUAUUUUUAGAUAAGAUUGUAUUACUUUCUUCAGAUACAUAUGUUUAAAUACUUCAAGACCACCAUGUUUAUAAACUAUUUGGGAAAGCCCAAAUGAUCAUAAUAUCCCAGCUUUGUAAGUUUCUUAUAAGUCAGCGUACAACAUUUAUAUAGAGGCCUGAAGGUGAUAUUUUUAGUUCUUCAAACAAUAGGUGAGUGCUAAAACCAUGGGAGACUUAUUAUCAAAAUAUGUCUCCCAUGGGAGACAUAUACAUCAAUAUGUGUCAAAACAUAAAUGUUUGUAACAUUUACCAUUGUUAGAUUUAUAAGGUAGAAGUGAAAAUUUUGCAUAGCCUCAUGUACCAUUAACAGCUGAUAAGUAGGGUGGUGGCAGCAUUAUGCUCUGUGGCUGUUUUGCUGCUGGAAGGCCUUGUGGUCUUCACAAGAUUGAAGGCGUCAUGAAAGAAUGUAUUGUGGAAAUUUUGAAGCAACAUCUCGGGACAACCACAGAGAAGUUAAAGUUUGAGCACAAAUUGAUCUUCCAAAUGGACAAUGAGCCAAAGUAUUUUGUCAAAUUAGAUAAGAAGGUCAUAGAGGUACUCAACAUCAAGCCACACAUUUUAAAGGACAAUGUUACCAAACCCUAUAAAAUUGUAUGUAAGCGUCUGAAUUUGAGGAAAGUAUUUUAUUUCUCAAUAUAUUCUAGCAUUUGGCCAACCGAAAUAAACUGAGAAAUGACUGGACUCACAUAAUGUUAGCAAGAAAAAAAAGGUAGUUAUUUUAUACAACAUAUGUACAUAUUUGGUUUUAAGUGUGAGACUUUUGAGAUUCAGAUCAAAAGUAUUAUAAUAUGAACUUAAGAUUAAAUGUUUACAUAGAUGUAACUCCCUAUAUACUUGUACCUCAUGCUUAUUUUAUAAUGCCUGUGCAUAUAAUGUGUUACAUGUCUGCAUCUUCUUUUUGUAUUGAUGUCAUGUCCUUUUAAUGUGUUAUGUAAAUAAACACACAAUUUUUUUUUUUCUGUUUUAA
Molecule: messenger RNA, 7367 nt
Organism: Gambusia affinis (western mosquitofish)
Lineage: Eukaryota; Metazoa; Chordata; Actinopteri; Cyprinodontiformes; Poeciliidae
Product: tensin-3-like
Exons: 27
Coding region: 418-4551 (1377 amino acids)
Biological process (GO): dephosphorylation
Molecular function (GO): protein binding; phosphatase activity
Source: RefSeq, a predicted model, not a curated record